GUAAGUCUUCUCUAUUACUACUAUUACUACUACAUUGGAAGAAUGUCCGGCAUGUUAAGGAACACUUUGCAUCCCCUGAUGCAAGCAUUGAACCCUUAAAGGGAACCAUCAAUUACCUGUUAAUGUGACGUCAUAUUUUCUCUCUCAACGACGAGAGAUUGGAAGUGCCUCAGUAUUUGUAGGACUACGCAUAUUCCUAAAUAAAACAUACACUAUGGAAGCUGCUGCCAAAGUUACUGCUGAGAAGAAGCCCAAUUCUGGAGCCUCUCAACUAGUAAAGGACAAGACUGCUGACCCUGUCAUGCUGGAUAAGCUAUUGGAAAUGGGAAUGGGGAAACGUUUAGCGAAGAAGGCAUUAGUGUGUACUGAAAACAAGAGUUUGGAUGCAGCUUUAGCAUGGAUAGCUGAACUCGGAGCUGAAGAAAUGGAAGCCCUCUGUGAAAGUAGUGAUAAUGACUCUGCAGACAGUGAUGAGUGGGAAGAUUUUGAUGAGGAAGAUGACGUUUGUUACAAAAUGGUUUUUGUUGUCAACACAGAACUAAACAUGGGUGUUGGAAAAGUUGCAAGUCAGGUAGGGCAUGCUGCACUAGGCCUGUACCGGCUAUUGAUGGAGGACAAAGACAAGUAUGAGGCAAGCCUAGAGGAAUGGGAAGAAUUUGGGGAAAGAAAAAUAACUCUCAAAGCCAAACAUUCUAAGGAACUGACAGAGCUCCAGAAGAAAGCAGAGACUCUCCACCUUCCAACGUACCUGGUACAAGAUGCAGGGAAGACGCAAAUUCCAAUGGGAUCCACGACAGUCUUAGCAAUUUUUGGCGAUGAGGCAGCUGUCAAUGAAGUUACUGGAAAGUUGAAGCUUUUGUGACAGUCUCAUGAAGCAUUGUGUCUUUGAAAGGAAUCUGAGUCUUUUGCUUUAGGUUUAUAAGGACAUUAAAUGUGAUUAGUUUUUAAGAUGUCUCCAGAAUUUAAGUUGUAAUUGUUACUUCAGUUUUGUUUUGGAAAGGUGCCAGAAGCUCAAUGGGAUGCAACACACAGGGAAAAAAGCAACCAAAGGGACUCAUAAGUAAGUAUACAUACUUUUGACUACGGCACCUUAACUGCAAAUGGUGCAUGAUGUGUAUUAUUCUUUCCUUAAUACAUAAGAAUAUAAUAUUCACUGUUUUGUUAUUAAAGUGUGUGUAACAGUUAGCUCAAGUCCUUAUGAUACUCCACUGUAUACUGAUCAUUUUCAAGUUGUGAUAUUUAUAAAGUUUAUGAAUGUGCUGAGGGAGCACUCUCAGGCUGAUGGGUGAAAUCUGUCUUUGACUUUUUAUCGGGUAUCUUUAAGAGCCAUAACAAUGACUAAUGGCAACUCGAAUGUUAACUUAUGAGAAUGAAAAUUAUAUCUAUAGGCUUUUCCAUAUUUUUUCCAUAAUAAAUAUACUGUACCCUGUAUGGUAUAAA
Macrobrachium nipponense is the source of this 1440-nucleotide messenger RNA. Its product is annotated as probable peptidyl-tRNA hydrolase 2. The record is from RefSeq and is a predicted model, not a curated record. NCBI's taxonomy places the organism in Eukaryota, Metazoa, Arthropoda, Malacostraca, Decapoda, Palaemonidae. Gene Ontology annotation, molecular function: protein binding; peptidyl-tRNA hydrolase activity. Gene Ontology annotation, cellular component: mitochondrion; cytosol. The transcript has 6 exons. Bases 215 to 862 code for a protein of 215 amino acids.